This is a messenger RNA of Zea mays, 1870 nucleotides long. RefSeq lists its product as uncharacterized. Lineage: Eukaryota; Viridiplantae; Streptophyta; Magnoliopsida; Poales; Poaceae. Gene Ontology annotation, biological process: protein ubiquitination. The transcript has a single exon. Bases 134 to 1735 code for a protein of 533 amino acids. Gene Ontology annotation, molecular function: ubiquitin-protein transferase activity; protein binding. The record is from RefSeq and is marked validated.
CAACCAGAAAAACAUGCCCGAGGCUGUAGCAAAAGCACACAUCGUCCCUCCACCGCCUUCCCCAAGCUAGCUAAUCUACCAGAGACUACCAGCGUAUACCCCCCACCCCCCCCUCGCGGCAGUUCGCCGCUCCAUGGGUGCGGCGCGUCCGCGGCGCUGGAAGCUCCCGUUCCACCGCACCACCAGCGCGCCGUGCUCGCCCUCGUCCAGGUCGUCGGCGCCGCCACCGGGCCCCGCCUCGCCCGCGCGCUCCGAGGCUUGGGUGGCCCAGCCGGUGCCCGAGGCGUUCCUGUGCCCGAUCUCCGGCGCGCUCAUGGCCGACCCCGUCAUACUGCCGUCGGGGAACACCUACGAGCGGGCCUGCCUCCAGGCCUGCGCUGAGCUCGCGUUCCUGCCUCCGGGCGCCGAGGCCGGGGGCCUCCGCACCGUCAUCCCUAACGCCGCGCUCAAGGCGGCCAUCGGCACCUGGUGCGCGCGCUCUGGACGGGCGGGGCCGCCGCCGCCGCCGCUCUCUGCCGAGGCGGCGAGGCAGGCCGUGCUGCGCGCUAUGCCUCCGGCGGCCGCCAGGACCACUGCCAGGCGCGUGGCGGCGGUGAUGGCCGCGAGCACAUCCAACUCGUCCACGUCGUCGUACGGGUCGGCCUCGGAGAUCACCGCGGCGGAGGACGAGGCGGAGGCGGAGGCGCCGGCUGACCCGCUGGAGGACGACGUGGUGGGCAAGGUGAUGCGCGCGGACGACGGCAGCGGCGGCGUGGUGGCCGCGGCGAUGGGCGCGCUCCGUGAGGCGACGCGGGAGGGCGCGGAGCGGCGGCUGGCGCUGUGCACGCCGCGCCUCCUCGGCGCGCUGCGCCGCGUGCUGCUGCUCCCGCGCCACGCCGCCGCCCGGGUGGACGCGGCGGCCGCCCUGGUCAACCUGUCCCUGGAGCCCGGCAACAAGGUGCGCAUCGUGCGCGCGGGGGCGGUGCCGGCGCUCGUCGAGGUGCUGCGGUCGGCCGCGUCGGCGCCCGAGGCGCGGGAGCACGCGGCGGGGGCGCUCUUCGGGCUUGCCAUCCACGAGGACAACCGCGCCGCCAUUGGCGUGCUGGGCGCGGUGCCGCCGCUCCUGGACCUGCUGGCGUCCCGCGCCCACCCGCCCCGCGCGCGCCGCGACGCCGGGAUGGCGCUCUACCACCUCACCCUCGCCGCCGUCAACCAGUCCAAGGUCGCGCGCUUCCCCGGCGCGCCCAAGGCGCUGCUCGCCGUGGCCUCGGGCGCCGCCGACCCGGGCCCCGUCCGGAGGCUUGCGCUCAUGGUGGCCUGCAACGUGGCAGCCUGCGCCGAGGGCCGCAACGCGCUCAUGGACGCGGGAGCCGUGGCGUCCGUCUCCGCCAUCCUCCUCUCCGACGGCGGCGCAGCGGCGGCGGCGGCGGGCCUGGAGGAGUGGUGCGUGUCGGCGAUGUACGCGAUGAGCCGUGGCAGCCUCCGGUUCCGCGGCCUGGCGCGCGCGGCCGGCGCGGACCGGGCGCUCCGGCGCGUGGUGGCCGACGAGGGCGGCGGCGUCCGGCGCGAGAUGGCUCGGAAGACCCUCCGCGCCAUGCGGGGCGACCUCGACAACGACGACGGCGGCACCGAGUAUAACAACGACCUGACCGGCAGCAGCGCCGAGUGCGAGGACUGCGGCGGGAGCAUCGUGUCGGACGGGCUCAUGUCGUUCAGGCGCCGGCAGCGCGAGCUCGGCAACACCGCCGAGUUCUGAGCCCUUCUCCGGCGACCGAUCCACGUCCAUUGUGAUGAAUGUUUUGUACUAUGUAAAUUGCUUGGUUUAGGUGUUAGACAUUUGUGCCGUGUCCGUGUGUGAGGAGCUGAUGAAAAAAACGUCCAUGGUUUUUGG